Messenger RNA from Procambarus clarkii (red swamp crayfish), 1506 nucleotides. NCBI's taxonomy places the organism in Eukaryota, Metazoa, Arthropoda, Malacostraca, Decapoda, Cambaridae. The record is from RefSeq and is a predicted model, not a curated record.
AUGCCUGGCCAGCGUCCAGGGUCGUCCAGAGAUGUGGGUGAUGCCUGGCCAGCGUCCAGGGUCGUCCAGAGGGACAGAAAGCCCACCCUCAGAGCCCACCCUCAGAGUUCACCCCUCAAACCACACCCUCAGAGCCCACCCUCAGAGCCCACCCCUCAGAGCCCACUCUCAGAGCCCACCCUCAGAGCCCACCCCUCAGAGCCCACCCCACAGACCCCACCCUCAGAGCCCACCCUCAGAGCCCACCCCUCAGAGCCCACCCCACAGACCCCACCCUCAGAGCCCACCCUCAGAGCCCACCCUCAGACCACACCCCUCAGAGCCCACCCUCAGAGCCCACCCCUCAGAGCCCACCCUCAGAGCCCACCCUCAGAGCCAACCCCACAGACCCCACCCUCAGAGCCCACCCUCAGAGCCUACCCUCAGACCCCCACCCUCAGAGCCCACCCUCAGAGCCCACCCUCAGACCACACCCUCAGACCACACCCUCAGAGCCCACCCUCAGAGCCCACCCCUCAGAGCCCACCCUCAGAGCCCACCCCACAGACCCCUACCUCAGAGCCCACCCUCAGAGCCCACCCCACAGACCCCUACCUCAGAGCCCACCCUCAGAGCCCACCCCAUCCUCAGAGCCCACCUCACAGAGCCCACCCUCAGAGCCCACCCUCAGACCACACCCUCAGAGCCCACCCUCAGAGCCCCACCCUCAGAGCCCACCCUCAGACCCCACCCUCAGACCCCACCCUCAAAGCCCACCCUCAGAGCCCACCCUCAGCGCCCACCCUCAGAGCCCACCCUCAGAGCCCCACCCCUCAGACCCCACCCUCAGACCCCACCCUCAGACCCCACCCUCAGACCCCACCCUCAAAGCCCACCCUCAGAGCCCACCCUCAGAGCCCACCCUCAGCCCCCACCCUCAGAGCACACCUCAGAGCCCCACCCUCAGAGCCCACCCUCAGAGCCCCACCCUCAGAGCCCCACCCUCAGAGCCCACCCUCAGAGCCCCACCCUCAGAACCCACCCUCAGAGCCCACCCUCAGAGCCCCACCCUCAGAGUCUACCCUCAGAGCACACCCUCAGAGCCCCACCCUCAGAGCCCCACCCUCAGAGCCCCACCCUCAGAGCCCCACCCUCAGAGCCCCACCCUCAGACCCCACCCUCAGAGCCCACCCUCAGAGCCCACCCUUUGAGCCCCACCCUCGGAGCCCCACCCUCAGAGCCCCACCCUCGGAGCCCCACCCUCAGAACCCACCCUCAGAGCCCACCCUCAGACCCCACCCUCAGAGCCCACCCUCAGAGCCCACCCUCAGACCCCACCCUCAGAGCCCACCCUCAGACCCCACCCUCAGAGCCCACCCUCAGAGCCCACCCUCAGAGCCCACCCUCAGAGCCUACCCUCAGAGCCCACCCUCUGACCCCACCCUCAGAGCCCACCCUCAGAGCCCAGCCUCAGAGCCCACCCUCAGAGCCCACCCUCAGAGCCCACCCUCAGAGCCCACCCUCUGA